GCCGGCAGGACUCCUUCUUCUCCUCCUUGUCACUUAAAUAGACUUCCAAUACGGGUGCCCUGCCUUAUCUAUUCCCCUUCUUCAAGCUUGAUCUUCCUUAUCCGCAACCCUGCUCCACUAACCCUGCUCCACUCCCUCCGCCUUAGGCCGUCAGUUCUUGUACCCAUCCGUCCCCCGUUCACACCCGGGUCUAGAGGUUUUACCUUGCGAUUUCUGAAAUUGGCCGAUGGGAGAUACUUCCAGCCCACUCUCCAGGGGCGGCAACGCCAGGCCCGAGCAUCCCUCUCUUCAUCAGGCUCAGGCCCAGCAUGUCCAAGAGCUCCGUCAGCCGCACCAUUAUCGCCGAGACUCGGUAGCCAGCAAUGCAAGUUUUUACAGUGAAGUUGAGAUGGCUCAGAACGAGGUUUGUGCCACCAUCCGCCCUAAUGGCGGCGUCCCUCUCUGACUUCAUGCUAGGUCUUCGCGGGUCCGAUCUCGGAGAGCCUCGCCUCGAGUGUAACCUCUUUCCAACACCGCCGCCAUUUCCGAGCUGAUUCGAACGCAAGCUGGUCCUUCUACCACCCUCAACCUGGAGAGGAUGAUCGAGCCAGCUUCCGGGAGGCCGAAGACGGGGGCGACGGGGGAGCCAUCAUAGAUGACGACGACGACGAAUAUGUGCCUUCUUAUCCUGAGGGCAGAAUCGAUGAGGGAGCUCCCUUGCGUCGGAUGUCUUCUGCGACUCCUCUUUCCUCUGAGGACCCUCUUCUAAGCCCUCGGGACUCUACAACUAUAAAUCGAGACUCUAGGCGGACAACACAAAAGAUAUAUAUCCUUACAGAGGAUCUGACCAUUGUGGUUGCCGGGUUCACCACGAGUCUGUUGGGCUACACGUUAUACAUUUUAAUUUCCACGGUUACUCUGGGGAUGGGAUGGUUACUUCUUCGAUGGCUUCCUCGUUGGCGUGUGCGGCUGGUAGGGAGGCGCACUCCUCUUCGUGAAUGCCAUUGGGUCGCUAUUGAGGUAUGCAGAGGAAGUAUGCAUCGUUCCAACAUUUUGUUGACGUUUUUGUAGAAUGAGUGGGGCGAAUUUAUCGUCCAAGGGGUUCAAAGACGUCGAUAUGGCCAAAAUUUGUCAACUGUUUUUGGCCUGCAUGAAAAAACCUUGGCGUUCCCUGAUCCAGAUGAAGAUGACGAUCCAGUCAUAAUCUUCCUUCGGUAUUUGGAUUAUCGGUAUAUCAGAUUCUGCUAUCACCCAUUAUUGGACAAGUUUAUACUCAACAAUAGCUGGAAAGAUCCCAAUUGGGACAAUGUGAGAUCAAUUCGUUCAGGAAUAAAUGGCGAUGAAAAGGAGCAUCGGAGCCUUGUUUUUGGAGACAAUGUUAUAGACAUAGAGGAAAAAACCACUAUGCAGCUUUUAGUAGAAGAGGUCCGUCUAUCUUACUUGGUGCAUUCUCUGCCAGCGGAAACGAUGGACUCACUGAAUUACGCGCCGCCGAGCACUCACUAACAAAACAACCAGGCCUUCCACCCAUUUUACGUAUUUCAAAUAGCCAGUCUGGUUUUAUGGACAAUCGACGACUACUACUACUAUGCCACUUGUAUCCUUAUAAUAUCAGCGAUCAGCAUCACGAGUACCCUGAUAGAAACCAAAUCAGUAAGUUUGAUUUACCGGAGCCGCAAUGAUGCAAUCGCUGAUAAAGUAGACCAUGCGGAGGUUGCGCGAGGUUUCACGCUUCGUCUGCGAUGUGCGCGUGCUCCGCAAUGGAUUUUGUAAGGCGACCCAACAAGCGGGUGCCAAACCUCUGAUUGAAGGUGCUGACAUCUAUAGGGUGCUACGUCUCGUCCAACGACCUGGUUCCUGGCGAUGUUUAUGAGAUCACUGAUCCUUCCUUGGCCCUGUAUCCUUGUGAUAGUAUUCUCUUAACCGGAGACUGCAUCGUGAAUGAGAGCAUGCUGACUGGUAAAUCCGCUCUUUGUUUUUACUCGCAGACCAUGUCUGACAUAUCUCUAGGUGAAUCUGUUCCGGUUUCUAAAGUCCCUUGUACGGAUGAAGCUCUCCAAGCGUUGAAUCUUGCAUCCUCCUCAAUUCUCCCUGAACUAGCCCGACACUUCCUCUUCUCCGGCACAAAGAUCAUUAGGGCUCGUAAACCUCAAGAUGGGGUUGAUGAAGAAGCGGUUGGAUUGGCUAUGGUCGUUAGAACCGGUUUUAACACUACCAAGGGAGCCUUGGUCCGCUCUAUGCUCUUCCCCAAGCCGACGGGAUUCAGGUUUUACAGAGACUCGUUCUACUAUAUUGCUGUAAUGAGUGGAAUCGCAGCAUGUGGUUUUGUCGCGUCUUUCAUAAACUUUGUCCGCCUCAAGGUAGGCUUUCAGACACCCUACCACAACAGACCUAGCUAACAUCCCGUAGUUACCGUGGCAAACUAUUCUCGUGAGGGCGCUAGAUCUCGUCACUAUAGUAGUGCCACCCGCGUUACCCGCCACUCUCACUAUCGGGACCAAUUUCGCCAUCUCCAGGCUCAAGAGAAAGGAUAUAUUUUGCAUUAGUCCCCAGCGGUAUGAGCCCUCCUCGGAAUACGAGGCCGCUUGCUAAGUGGUGAAAGUGUAAACAUCGGUGGUAAACUCGAUGUUAUUUGUUUUGACAAGACCGGCACCUUGACUGAAGAUGGACUUGAUGUGCUCGGUGUUCAUGCUGUCGAAUUAUUUUCGCCGAAGUAAUCUUUUAACCCUAACAUGAAGGGUUUUUUUUGUGCUCAUCAUAUCCUAGAUUCUCUGAUCUAUACAAAGAUGCCGACAGCCUGUCGCCGAACCUCGAUCAUAACCCUUCCGAAAGCCUCACGUCCUCCGAGGCUAUUCUAUAUACGAUGACAACUUGUCAUUCCCUCCGCCUUGUCGACGACGAAUUGGUCGGGGAUCCAUUGGAUAUAAAGAUGUUUGAAUUCACAAAAUGGUCAUAUCAGGAAGAAGGAAAGAAGGCUCGCGGGGCGGACGGGGGGGCAAAUGGUGAUCAUGGCAUGGCAACCGGCAUUUCUCCUCCAGUGGUCAGACCGCCGGCCUUCAAGGGCACUCCUCUAAAUGGCGAUCUCUACGAUUCAGUGCCAGCAGGGGUAUAUGGCCUCCAUCCGAAAUAUUUUUGGCCAUUCCUUAUUUAUUUGAACUAACCGCCCAUUUGCCAAUAGAAUGGACUAGAGCUCGGGGUAUUCAAGUCCUUCGAAUUCGUUUCUCAUCUUCGCCGCACCAGUGUCGUUGUUAAACAGUUCCGGGCUGCCGGCGGAAAUAUAUAUGUCAAAGGGGCCCCAGAGUGUAUGAAGGAGAUCUGCAAAUCGGAAAGCUGUACGUUUCUAAUAUUGCCUGCUAGCGUUAUAGUAAGCCCUGUUAAAUAGUCAUAUACUGCAGUUCCUGCGGACUACGACGAACUCCUUGCACACUAUACCCAUCGGGGAUAUCGAGUGAUUGGGUGUGCAACCAAAUAUCUCCCCAAACUUAGUUGGAUCAAGGCCCAGAAGAUGAAGCGUGCUGAUGCAGAGAGCGGCCUUGACUUCGUUGGGUUCAUCAUUUUCGAGAACAAGCUAAAACCACAGACCGCUAAAGUCAUUGAAGAGCUCUCGCAAGCUGCGAUUCGAAAGGUCAUGUGCACCGGAGACAACAUUUUAACUGCGAUUAGCGUUGCAAGGGAAUGCAAUCUGGUUGAUAUGGGUGCCCACAUAUUUGUCCCUCAUUUCGCAGAGGGCGACUUUCGUACUACAAACUCAAGGCUGCAGUGGGAGAAUGUUGACGACCGAGAAUGGACCCUUGAUGAGCGGACUCUUUUGGUAGGGACAUCUACCCCGCAGAGUUUUCCCUCGCAUUUAUCUGAUGUCUUGCAGCCCUUGCCUGCGCCUGAUGGCACAGGUCUCUCUGGGCCAUACCAAAUCAGCAGUGUACGCGGAUACUCUCUGGCCAUAAGCGGUGAUGUGUUCAGAUGGAUUAUAGAUUAUGCCCCAAAGCAAGUCCUGCACCGGGUACGAAAUUAUAGCCCCCUAGCGUAACAUCGCUAACUCGUCUAGAUGCUUGCCCGUGGCCAAGUGUUCGCGAGAAUGUCCCCGGAUGAGAAACACGAGUUAGUUGAGAAGCUGCAAAGCUUGGAAUACUGCGUCGGUUUCUGCGGCGAUGGGGCCAAUGACUGUGGUGCUUUAAAGGCUGCAGAUGUUGGUAUCUCCCUCUCCGAAGCAGAGGCAUCAGUGGCUGCCCCGUUUACUAGCAGAGUAUUUGACAUCUCUUGCGUCCCCGAGGUUAUCAGGUAUGUCCCGAGCGAUGCAAACCUCUCAAUGAGUAAUACUAACCCUUUUGCCUAGGGAAGGGAGAGCAGCGCUUGUGACUAGCUUCAGUUGUUUCAAAUUCAUGAGUUUGUAUUCCGCUAUCCAAUUUACGAGCGUGAGCAUACUCUACCGGUCAGCAUCAAAUCUUGGCGAUGUUCAGGUGCGUGUCACUAGCCGUCCUCCAGAGAUUCUCCACUCACACCACCCAGUUCCUUUUCAUUGACCUGUUCCUCAUCCUGCCCCUGGCCGUCUUUAGUAAGUCAAUUCUCCGAGUUUCAGACUCUACCCUUUGCUAACAUUCCUUAGUGGGGUGGUCCGGGCCACACCCUGUCCUCUGCCCCAAGAGACCCACCGCAAGUCUUGUAUCGCGCAAGGUCUUGGUGCCAUUGUUGGGGCAGAUACUAUUGCAGUUCAUCGUUCAACUAGGUUGCUACAUGGCCGUAAGGCGCCAGAACUGGUAUAUUCCACCAGUCAUUGGCGGAGAAAAAAAUGGCAUCUUCAAUUCCGAGAACACGACACUCUUCCUCAUAUCCUGCUUCCAGUAUAUCGGCGCGGCAGUUGUGCUGAGCGUAGGGGCACCAUUUAGACAACCAAUGCGAGAAAAUCGUGAGGAACCACCGCGAUCACAUAUCUAUCAGGUCACCACUAAUCCCCGCUUGUGCAUAGUUCCCUUUGUGAUUACAGUCGCGACUGGUGUAUUAUUUUCGGCCUAUAUGGUCCUUAAUCCCGUGACCUGGCUCUGCGACCUCAUGCAGCUCACAGACUUUCCGUUAUCCUUCAAGUUUUUCCUCCUAACCAUGGCUGCCAUUGGAUUCGGCUUGUCCGCUUCGUUUGAAAUUCUCAUCUUGCCUUUCACAUCACAACUCAUUAGUAGACUAAAGCUAGCGUUGAGCUCUGGGCCUAAGAAGGGCAAGAUCUACAAGGUGAUCGAGAGGGAGAUGCGGCUGUGA
Molecule: messenger RNA, 5226 nt
Organism: Tuber aestivum (summer truffle)
Lineage: Eukaryota; Fungi; Ascomycota; Pezizomycetes; Pezizales; Tuberaceae
Source: the annotation of a GenBank genome assembly